Messenger RNA from Ictalurus furcatus (blue catfish), 3234 nucleotides. RefSeq names its product glutamate-cysteine ligase, catalytic subunit (gene gclc). Gene Ontology annotation, cellular component: glutamate-cysteine ligase complex. The record is from RefSeq and is a predicted model, not a curated record. Gene Ontology annotation, biological process: glutathione biosynthetic process. The transcript has 16 exons. Bases 528 to 2423 code for a protein of 631 amino acids. Gene Ontology annotation, molecular function: glutamate-cysteine ligase activity. Lineage: Eukaryota; Metazoa; Chordata; Actinopteri; Siluriformes; Ictaluridae.
CACGUGGACUCUAUCAGUCGCGUCUCGUGCAAAACUGUCCUCAAACUGCACACGGCUUCUCAUAGUGCGGCAGGCAGGUAGUGUGUUCACCGAGAUUUAGCGUAAACCGUGCGUGAAUCACCCGUAAUAGUCGCUGCUUUUUUUUUUUUAUAUCCUGCAACCAUUGCGAGUUUUGUUUUUCCGUCGCUGGUAGUUUACAUACCGUGAGCUCGCACGAGGAUACUAGCGUGGCGCACGCGACAUAUAUAUAUGCUCAUGUUCCUCGAGUAUUACAGAGGAAUAAAUAUAUAUAUAUAUAUAUAAACCGUUAAGGCCUCUCUCUCUCUCUCUCUCUCUCACUCUCUCUCUCUCUCUCUCUGGCGGCUAGCAAGCUAGUAGAUACAAUUAGCUGUCGCUUCUUUCCCUCGCGUGUUAGCGUUUUAUUUAUUGCUCGAGUGAGGCAUUCGUUUCGUCCUUCGGCGACACUAAAUCCAGUAGCUGGUGUUGAGUCUCCUGUCCGUGAAGGAAAGUUUCCGCAGUUCGCGCUAAUGGGCUUGCUGUCUCAAGGCUCCCCGCUUAACUGGACAGAAACCAAGAAAUAUGCCGACCACGUCAGAAAACACGGCAUACUGCAGUUUCUCAACAUCUACCACAAGGUGAAGGACCGGCAGAAGGAUGUGCUAAAAUGGGGAGAUGAGGUGGAGUACAUGUUGGUGGAACUGGAUGAGAAAAAUGAAAAAGCUUGUCUGGUUCUGAAUGGAAACAAAGUGUUGGACAUGCUGCAAGAAAAGGGGGAGAAGGUCAACCCCAACCAUCCAACCCUGUGGAGGCCAGAGUAUGGCAGCUACAUGAUCGAGGGCACUCCAGGACAGCCUUACGGCGGGACAAUGUCAGAGUUCAACACCGUAGAAGACAACAUGGACAAGCGGAGGAAGGAGGCCUCGUCUGUGCUCAACAAGGACGAGACUCUCUGCACGAUCACGUCAUUCCCCAGGUUAGGUUGCCCGGGUUUCACAAAACCAGAAUACAGGCCAACGCCUAUUGAGAAAGGAGUGAGCAAGUCCCUGUUCUUUCCUGACGAGGCCAUCAACAGACAUCCCCGGUUCAGCACUUUGACCAGGAACAUUCGUCACAGAAGGGGGGAGAAGGUGGCGAUCAACGUACCCAUUUUCAAAGAUCAAAACACACCAACUCCUUUUGUGGAGACGUUUCCCGAGGACGAUGGAGAAGCGACUAGUGCAGCUCUCCCUGACCACAUCUACAUGGACGCCAUGGGCUUCGGAAUGGGAAACUGCUGUCUGCAGGUCACAUUUCAAGCUUGCAGCAUCAGGGAGGCUCGAUACCUCUAUGACCAGCUGGCUACCUUCUGCCCCAUAGUGAUGGCCCUCAGUGCUGCUUCUCCGUUCUAUCGCGGCCACGUGUCGGAUAUCGACUGCCGCUGGGGUGUUAUUUCAGCCUCUGUGGAUGACCGGACUCGGGAAGAACGAGGGCUGGAGCCUUUGAAAAACAACAAGUUCAGGAUCCACAAGUCAAGAUACGACUCCAUUGACAGCUACCUUUCUUUUUGCGGGGAAAAAUACAACGAUAUCGAAUUGACGAAAGAUGAUGACGUCUACAAUCAGCUCCUUGAUGCAGGCAUUGACAAAUUGCUGGCCCAGCACAUUGCCCACCUCUUUAUUCGUGACCCACUGUCGCUGUUUGAGGAGAAGAUUCAUUUGGACGAUGAGAACGAAUCAGACCACUUUGAGAAUCUUCAGUCAACUAACUGGCAGACCAUGAGGUUCAAACCACCUCCUCCGAAUUCUGACAUAGGAUGGAGAGUCGAGUUCCGGCCCAUGGAGGUUCAGUUAACUGACUUUGAGAACGCAGCAUAUGUUGUGUUCAUUGUUCUCCUUACACGAGUGAUCCUUUCCUACAAGUUAGACUUCCUCAUUCCCUUGUCGAAGGUUGAUGACAACAUGAAAGUUGCCCAGAAACGAAACGCGGUGCAAGAAGGCAUGUUUUAUUUCAAGAAGGACAUUUUUAAAGGCUGCAACCCACUCCUUGACUCCGCUUCCACAGCCACCCAGAAUGGCGUAGAGACUACUGAGGAUCAUGAGGAGUACACUCUGAUGAGCAUUGACACGAUCAUUAACGGCAAGGAGGGUGUGUUCCAGGGACUCGUACCAAUUCUGAACUGCUACCUGGAGAAUAUGGAGGUCGACGUCGACACGCGCUGCACCAUCUUGAACUACCUGAAACUCAUUAAGAAGCGAGCAUCAGGAGAACUGAUGACCAUGGCGAAGUGGAUGAGGGAAUUCGUUGCCAAGCAUCCACAGUACAAGAAAGACAGCGUGAUAACUGACAAAAUAAACUAUGACCUGCUUUGUAAGUGCGACCGAAUUGCCAAGGGGGAGGAGAAGUGCCCUGAGCUGAUUGGUAACCCUGUGAAAAGAGGAAACUGAAGCAGAAGGAGAACUCCACGUCAUACAAGUCCCCCCCUUUUUUCUUUUUUUUGCAUGAAAACUGAUGACCAAAAUGUUUCACAAGAUAUAAGAGAUUAUUCAAGACAAAUUAAAGUUUUAGAGUAUGGAUUAGAGGGCUCUGCCAGGUUUUUUUUGUUUGUUUGUUUGUUUGUUUUUGUAUAUAUGAGAUUUUUUUUUAUUCUUCUCAAAAUCUAAAUUAUUUUAAUAACUUUAAGAUCAAUGUUAUUGGGAUCAGGUGUGUAUAUUUUCUUCUGGUUUCUGACUAAAAAUCCUGCACUGAGGUUGUGUUUAUAUAAGUUUAUAUAAUUGUAGCAUUUGCACAUUAGUAAGUUUACUUUCCACUGUUAAAGCAUACUGUAAAUAUACUUUCAAUCAGUUAACAAGUUUAGGUGACAUAAUGUUUUCUCCAUAUGCAGGCUUCCCCCCUCCCCCUUUUUUUUUUCUUUUUAAUACAAAAUUACUCUUGAUAAAAGUUGUGGCUUGUGCUUGUCCGUGCAAAAUGCAAAACACCACAUGUGGCUUAGUAAUGAUGUUAAAAGUAUGUUUGGUGUUCAGUUUAAGAUACCAUUAUUGGCUGAUCUUUAAGGCAAAAAGUGUCAGGUUAAAUGGACUCUGUUCAGAUUAUUUACAGUUAACUAGCAUUAAAUUAGAUUUACGUUUAACUAUUAGUACUUUUUUAAGUAGUGGUUAUAUUUUGGAGUCAUCCACUAGAGGAUGCACUUUACUGAAACACUGUACUAUGGAUUUUUUGUGCAAAGACCAAAAUAAGAAAAGACUAUGCCUCAUUUGA